This is a messenger RNA of Ustilago hordei, 1470 nucleotides long. RefSeq lists its product as uncharacterized. Bases 1 to 1470 code for a protein of 489 amino acids. The transcript has a single exon. Lineage: Eukaryota; Fungi; Basidiomycota; Ustilaginomycetes; Ustilaginales; Ustilaginaceae. The record is from RefSeq and is a predicted model, not a curated record.
AUGAACUCCACAACUGCCACCCUAUCACCCACGGAAUUGCAGCACAUUCGCUCGCAAUUCCCAGCCCUCGUCUCCGCAGACUCCCAAAAUGACCCACUCUCCGGCUACGUAUUCGCCGAAAACGCAGGUGGAUCACAAGUCCUUUCCUCCGUCGCCGACUCUAUCUCAUCCUACCUCCUCACCUCCAACGUUCAAAUGGCAGCUUACCCACUCGCCAAGCAAGCCGAAUCUCGCGUCUCACUCGGUUCUUACGCUGCAGCUGCUCUCCUAGGCGCACCUACUCCGGAGGAUGUAAUGAUCGGUCAAUCCGCAACUUCUCUCGUCGCUAGUCUUGGAUUUAUGAUUGAAGCUCGGGUCCUAUCUGAUCGUGCAGAAGGGAAGGAGACGUGGCAGGAGGGAGAUGAGAUUGUUCUUAGUGAUGCUGAUCAUGAGACUAAUCGUGGUGCUUGGACUAGAAUGGCGGAUAGGUUGGGGUUGAAGAUUGAACAAUGGGCUGUAACUCCUACGCCUACUGCCGGGGAGAAUGCGUUUGCGGUCACGCUCGAUCCUAAAGUGCUAGCUGGGCUGGUGACGCCAAAGACGAAGUUGGUGGCCUUCACAGCAUGCUCCAACCUCCUCGGCGCAUUUACGGACAUCCCUGAGGCUGUUGCUGCAGUACGGGCGAUUGCACCAGAAGCCAUCGUUGCGGUUGACUGUGUAGCUUUCGCUCCUCAUCGUCGAGUCGAACCUGUCAAGUGGGGUGUAGAUGUAGCCUUUUUCAGCCUGUACAAGACUUACGGGGCUCAUGUGGGAGCUAUGUACGUCAAACCCCGCAUCAAACAAACCGCUCUCAAACGGCUCAACCACUUCUUCCUCCAGCCGCCAACAUCCGAGAUUCCGGGAAUGUACCCCUUCCAAACGAGCUCGGUUCAGUAUGAGCUGAAUCAUUCAAUCGCUCCGGUGGCUGAUUAUUUGGUUUCGCUUGGAUUGGGAAAGGAGGUGCGGGUGGAUUGGAAUGGUGUUUUCUCCCGGCCGACCAGCGUUUUCUCGCCUGCGAAUUUGGUAGAGAUGACGAGGGAGGAGGUGGAUAGUGCGAUGGAUAAAGCCUUUGGCAAGAUCGCUGGUCAUGAACAGACUUUGCUCUCCCAGUUCAUCCCCCCUCUUCUCCGCUACACAUCCAAAGGAAUUAAAAUUGUAGGUCCGGAAGAAAGCGACUCAACCACGCGCGCCCCGACAGUCGCUUUCGCAGUCAUCGACCCAAACACCGGCAAACCCAGGGUGGGAACAAGCAAGACAAUCCACACAAAGCUGGUGCAAGAUGGCAAAGUAGGCGCACAGCAGGGUCAUAUGUACGCCCACAAGUUGGUUCAGAGUUUGCGUCUGGACUUGGCGGAUGGUGUGGUCAGGUUGAGUUUUGUCCAUUACAAUACCGAAGAGGAGGUGCAAAGGGUGGUUGGGUUGUUGGAGAAAGUGUUCGAUGAUGUACUCUAG